AUGUCCCCCAGCUGCGACCGGGCGUGGAUGUUCGAGCGCGUGGUCGGCUUCGAGUUGGACGGCUUCGACGACAUGGUGAUCAACAAGGUGCCGACGAAGACGAGGUGCCAGGAGCUGUGCGUCAAGGAGAAGGGGAUCCAGUGUCGGUCGGCCGAGUACGACUACGAGAUGCAGCAGUGUCGGCUGAGUCGGGAGGAUCGGCGGACCCAGCCCCAGUCCUUCAAACCGUCGGUCAAGCAGGUCGACUACCUCGAAAACCAAUGCGCCGGACAUCCCUCGAGCUACAAGUGCGACUACGAGGCGAACGAGUCGACCGACCUGGGCCGCGGCGACCUCCAGGUGAGCAGCCCCAGCGAGGCCCAAUGCCGGAAGCUCUGCGACGACACCAGCGUCUUCAACUGCCGCUCCUUCACCUACUUCCCCGCGACCUCCAUGUGUCGACUCUCGGGGGACGACAUCGUCUCCGCGGGGCAGCAGAGCCUCACCGCGACCCCGGGGGCCGUCUUCUACCAGAAGGCCCCCUGCCUCGACCGUCAGUCCCGAUCUCUUUCGCUCCCCGUGUCUAAAUAG
Molecule: messenger RNA, 570 nt
Organism: Darwinula stevensoni
Lineage: Eukaryota; Metazoa; Arthropoda; Ostracoda; Podocopida; Darwinulidae
Source: the annotation of a GenBank genome assembly